This is a messenger RNA of Spirodela intermedia, 7065 nucleotides long. The record is from the annotation of a GenBank genome assembly. Lineage: Eukaryota; Viridiplantae; Streptophyta; Magnoliopsida; Alismatales; Araceae.
AUGAAAAGUCGUUUGGGUCUACAAGAGGGAGUUGCUGGGGCACUCGUCGGACUCGCCGCGGGCCACCCCACCUUGUUGUCAAAAGGAGAGAGGAGGGCUCCUCCUGUGCUACCCGACCUCGCCGCCGUCGGGGUGGGCGGUAGAGAGAGAGAGAGAGAGAGAGAGAGAGAGAGAGAGAGAGGCAUGGGCAAAGGUAGGGAGGGGGACUGGGAAUGCGGUGGGUGCCGGAAUCGCAACUAUGCAUUCAGAUCCUUCUGCAACCGGUGCAAGCAACCCCGCCUUUUGGUCGACAUCAAUACACCCGGGGAUUCUAAGUGGCUUCCGCGCAUCGGAGAUUGGAUCUGCAUCGGUCAGAUUCCUUCCUUCCUGCCCCCCUCUCCACACUCCCGCUAGAGCACGCACUUCGAAUCGAGAUGGUGUGGCUUGCUAUUCAUGGCCUCUUAUGCACUCGACUAAGUUUCUCAGCUGUUUCUGAGAUAUCCUGGAGACUAGUUGAGAUUCGACUUUUUCAGAAGGUGUCAUUUGACAUACGACCACACGUCUCUUUCAUCGCAUGUAUGCACACAUUCUCUUCUAUUCUUAUAUUCUGGUGGGAGUUCCGACCAAAUAUUGCGUAUGGGGUAAAAGCCAAAUGGAUGAUACGAACAGAAGUAGAUGCUGCCUGGAAACUUGAAGCAUAAUUGUGUCUUGUUGGAUGAUGGAUGAAAUACUGGGAGAAGGCUUGUGGCUAUUUUAGAAAAUUUUGUGAAUCUCGCGCGCAGACAUAUCAUAUUGGAAUUGUAGAUCGUAUGCAACUCGUCUGAAAUUCUUUUGAAAAGGUUGGGAGCUGGAAAACCGUUUUUCAGCUGGGCUAGGAGGGUUCAUUUUUUAAAUUAAAUUUUAUCAAAUGUGAGUAUUCCUCUUUGUGAUGAUUGGAUACAGUCAUCUUUUGAACAGUUGUUCGUAACUAUACUUCCUAAUUUUUUUUGUAAGUGUCUUUUUUUGAAUGGAAAGUAAACACCCAGUAUACCGACCUCCUACUGUUCUCUUAAGCAUUGUGUUGGCAUUUUGGUACAAACGUUGAGCUUUAAAAUUCAGUUGUUAAGACUAUCAAAAACAUCAUCAUCUUAAGAUUCUAACAAUCAAUGUGAGUCAUAAGUCGAAUAUAAAUGAGAAGGCUAGGCCCUUGUGUUUAUGUAGUCGCAAUGUUAGGUUUAGAGGAUACAGUCAAAGAGUUUCAAAUUCAGUUUUUAAGCGAAGGAAGGACAAUGUGUUCCCACUUUUGCACCUCUACGGACUUGCAGUUAAUGAGAUAUGGAGACCAUGGUUCGAAGAAUUAGCAGUGAUGAGCUGAAUCUGAGGGAUUGACUGUUUUGUGAACUUGCAGUUUAUCAGAUAUGGGUGACAGUUUGUGAAAAUUUCGAUUCCCAAUUUUAUUGUUUAAGAUCUUGGAAGUGCGAUGAUAUUUGAAUAUGUUCUUUUCUCAGAAGAAUUUCCUUAUUUUUAACAUUAAUAAUGCAGCCGGAACCUCAUGUCCAUUUACUAUGCUGAGCGUACUUGAAUUAAUAAUGUAGCUGUAUUUUUGAAGUUACUGUUAAAGGACAGUAAAAAAUGAGAUUUAAAAAAAAAGGUUUUAUUAUGAGAGCGACUAAUCCUUUUCAAUAUAUCCGUGCCAAUAUGGGCUGAAGGCUAUGCAGACACCCUUUUGAGAGCUGUAUUCUGCAUAGCUGUUGGUGUUGUGCUACACGUUUCAAAACCUCAAGUUGCAGGGAAGGCGAUUCAGGAAGAGUAAGUUAAUCUGAUCGACCUUUGUUAAGCUUUUUCAGAAGCGACCAGUCACUUCCGCCCCUGUACUUUAUGGACUAAUCUUUCCAAACUCCUUCCUUGCCGCCAACGGAUGCUACUAGGAGAGUCAGCAAGAUACCUUUCUUGCAUAGCAUUCGUUCAAUUUUUCCUUCUUUGAAAAUUUCUGUCACUUAAUGCCAGGGCUGCUUUUAUUAAAUGGCAACGGUUUGAAGCUUGAUUUUAAGGAAUGAUCCCUUAUGUUGGAGGUGGGAAAAUUAUGAGAAUGUAGUAAACUAUUGUUGUCCAUGGUUGAUGGCAGACUUUGAUACAUUUGAUAUGGUUGAUAUUCUAAUUUUUUUCCCUGGACUUGUUUACUAGAUAUUUACUUUAUGUCAAUUCGAGCGCGAAGCUACUAUGGAAUGUUGUCCAUUAUAUGACUGGCAUAAUUUUAUUUUACGUCUCGUUUUGUGUUUCUAAUGGUUGGUUGGUGUGUAUAUUCAUUUCUGUAUUAAUCUCUCUGGCUGCAUUAUCAACUGGGUCAUGUGGACGAUGGGUAAAAUAGGUUGCAGUAACAACAAUUAUGCUUCAAGAGAGAAGUGCAAAAAGUGUGGGCAACCAAAGGAGGAAGCAGCAAUGCCAGCAAUUGCGAUGCUUGGAGCUUCUCUUCCGACAUUUGCACAUCAUUUUCCCAGGGCAGACGGAGUACUUGGCGUGAGGAUGAAUUUUGGAAUGACAGACAGUUGUGCUCUGCAUCAAUCACUGGUACCAAAUUCUAGCUGGUCACAUGUUGCUGCUGAUAAAUAUGGACUUCAGUCAGUUUCUGGCUUGCUUUUGAGUGGAAACAUUGAUGGACUUCAAUAUCCAAACAAUGCAAAUAAUCUUCUUGGGGUUCCAAAAGGCUGGCGGGUUGGUGACUGGAUGUGCAAUUGUGGCUUUCACAACUACUCUUCUCGUGCACAGGUACCUCGUAUAGUAUUUAUAUGAUUCCCGACCAUCUCUUUUUAGGAUUCCCUAUGAUAGUGCUUUUGUUGGUGAUAGGGGGGCUCUCAGACUUUUACUUCGAAUUUAAUGUGGGACAUUCAGUAACGCACAUAUGAGAAAAACUGGCGUUGCCUGUUAUAUGGAGUAGAUGAUGCUUGUGUGUACUGGACAUAAACUCCAUUCCAGGAAGAAUGCCAUCGGCUGCGUCCUGUUACUAGAGAACGAAAAAAAAGUUUGUUUUUGGAUAUCUCAUGAAUUAAAUAAGCGUGGAAAUUGCCCGCAUGCUGCGUACUGCAUGCAAUAGAUUCAUUAAUCAUUGUCAACAAAAUCUGUCAUGAUUGAUUCGGAGUAUAUGAUGUUCUGCUAUGUGUAUGUGACUAGAAAGUGAAACCAGCACUUGACAAGUGAGUCUGGGAUCAAAGGGAAUAAGCUUCAGUUUGCCUUUUAUUUUGGGAAUGUCUCCAACUUGACGGAAGCUUAGUCCAGUGUAGACAAGGUAUGGCAUAGCCUGGAAAGGAAGUCAAUUAUAGUGGGUGCAGAAUGUCGAAUUGUUUGUGCUUAUCAUUGACCGGUGACCAUAAUUCAUGACUGGUUUACUCAACAUCAUGUAGAGAUUCAGACGGUUGAAAAGUCUAGUCAAAUCAUGCCAAUGUGGCUUUUACUUGUAGCAGCCAUGGGCUUGCAUGGUGGUGUGCCUUUUGGGGUAGUUUGCUUGAAUAGCUUUUAGAAUCCUAUCCACAGAAGAUUUAUUAGGAGUAUGGCUCAGUGUGCCUUUUUAGUCACUUGGUCUCCCCAUUUUAAUCAAUGAGUUACAAAGUCAUUUAUUAUGAAGAGACAAGGCUUGUAUGCAAUGCCAUUUUAAUGAUUUUUCAUUGGAUCCGUCAAUCCAGUUGUACUCACUCUUGAUCCUUCCAUGGGAUAAGAUAGUACUCCCCAAUCUUUAAUUCCAGUCCAAAUCUUCCAAGAACCUGAAGGAUCACAAUACCAAAUCUUGUAUUCAACAUUAUUUUAUUCUCUUUUGUCUAGAGAAGGAAAAUUUUCCUAACGCCUUUCAUGACAGUCAUAAUUUUAUGAAAAAAUUAAUUCUUAUUAUCAAACUCUAUAGUAAAUGCUGUCAUAUAAAGAAAGCUGUUUGUCUACAGAUAUAUUUCCAUAAAUUUUGGUCGGUAUGUGUUUCAAGCUAUGGGUCCACCACAAAUGGUACUGCGUAGUUAAUAUUGAUCUUUAUAUGAAUCUCGACAAAAAUGGUGUAUCUUCAGGUAUAGUACUCCUGUUUAAGCUGACCAAUUCAAAAUUCUUACGCUGUUUCAUAUAUGGAAACUUUAUAGCUUAUGCACCAUACUCUUUAUUUUGAUGUGAUUUUACUAUUUCCUUGUUGAUGUCAUCCCUGUCUCCGAGAGUCAUAUUAAAUAUGAUAAAUUUAUCAUCUAUUUCCUUUGGAGAAAUCUUUGGAAGUUUUAUAUGACAUGGCAUUUUGAGAAAUUAUCGUUUGAUUUGUGCAGUGUAAGAAGUGUAAUGCGCCUUUGGCUUCUGGGGUCCCAUCAUCUGUGGUGAAUUCUGCAGUUACAGACUUAUUUCUAAGUAAUUACACUCUUAAUUGAAAUUGAUAAAUCGAGUUUUGCUGGUUUUUUCGCUUUUUGGUGGAAAAUUGUGCAAUCUAUUUCGUAUGGUAUAGUUAUCUUUUUAUCAUUUAUUUUCACGAGUUGUUACCCCCAAAAGGAUGCACUCAACCUUCAAGUGGGACAGGCCCAAAACCUUCUACUCUUCUUUCUAUAUGGGGGUGCUCGGGUUUCUUGUCAUUUCAAUAAUAAAAACGGGGACCUUCCUUUUGGAGACUGCGCAUUUAAUUUCUGGUCAUUUUUCGGUGUUUACAUUAUGUAGGAGUUGCUUAUGCCACCGAAACUCAUUUUACAUGUCAAGGAGCAGAGACGCAGCAUUAUAUUUCUAAUUCUGGUAGAAUUGGAAAACAUUAUUUUUUUUAUUUCAUUUAAAAGAACUAUUAGAGUUUUUUUAGCUCCAAAACGAAUGCAUCGUUUUUAUGAGAUUAUUUAAUCUUAUUAAGAAAUGAAAUAUACAGGUAUACGCGAAGGAUGGUUAGGUUGUAGGAGAACGAAAAUUAGUCAGCUUAUCAACUGUGAUGACUGUUUCGGAUGAUUAGCCAGUCAUAGAAAUAAAUGUCUGCAAGUGUCUUGGUUUAUGCCUAUUAAUGAUUUCUUGAUGAAGGAUCCUCUUGGUUAUCAUAUCAAACACGGAUUUUAUUCUCUGUGUAAAGGCCUGGGUACAAAGCGUUUGGCAUCUGAAGAAUUCGUUAAUGAAUGGGAUAGCAAGAGGCUUAAUGCGGGAGAUACAGAAAACCAUUUCCUGGUAAGGUCAUUUUGCACCUGUGCUACUUCUAUUUUGUUAUAUAUAUGAUAAUUAUCUUUUACUCCUCUCUACUUGGAUGAAAGACAUGUGGGCAGAAUCUGUCAUAUCAGGGAUUUGAGCAUCUAGGAGGAUCCAGCGGCAAUCAAGCUCAUGGAAUGCAGCCCAAGUAUCGCAUUGGAAGCUCUACCUCAGUAACAACGCUGCAGAUACCUGCACAAUCUCCGCAGCUCACAAUGAUGCCUGCAAUUCUUGGAAAAGGGUAGCUAUUUUCUUUUUCUUGGAUAUCCACUUAGCUCUGUUAAUUACUUAUGCCCUUAUGUCAUUCAUGGACGGUGGUGGGACUGGAUCAGCUGUCCAUGCUCCCAUUAUUUUAAUGUAGCAUUUCCUUCAGAUACGAAUAUUCAAUCAGCAUACAGAAUGAGUGCUUACUGUCAUUCUUUCUUAUGCUCAUGAUGAUGCGCAUAUUCAUGAGAUUACAAGUAAAUUUCUUUUUACAAGAUAUAUGUUUCUCAAAAAAUUUCUAAUAAUGCCACGUUUUCUUUUGUAAGAAACUUGAUGUUCAUUGAAUGACCUAAGGGUUCAUGUAUUUAGUGACUAAAUGGUUCCUAAUUGGGGGAAGAAAAAGGAGCUAGAAGAUCGUAUGACGUAGUGUUCCAAGAAGAGUUUUUGAAAGACUAUGCUGUAGACUAUGAAAACUUGAUUUGUUCCAUGGAAUUUUACAUAUUUUUAUGGCAAAAUUUUAAAAUGUGUUCGACAGAAUUCUUACUCCAUUCAACUCUUGUUAUCAGGGCAAAACAGUGGCGUGACGGGGAUUGGAUGUGUUCACAUUGCAACAAUCAUAAUUUUGCAACACGUUCAUUUUGCAAUAGGUUGAUCUUGCUCUUUUAGGUUGAUCGCUGAUUAAGUUUUUGUCACAUUUUUUAAUUACCUCUGAGAUUUAAUAUAGUUAUGGGAACAUUCUUUCAUGUUAAUUAGAAUACCAUAUCAUCCAAAUCCUGGCUUACCCACCCUCAGUUAUUAGCAGUCAAUUUUUUUUCCUUACCUGCAUCGAAUGAAUGAGGGAAGACCCAUCUAUACUAUCUUCUUAGAAAUAGCUCAAUCUUCCUGAUCAGUAGCUCUCGGUUCUUAACACGAUGAAUCUGCUCGUUGGUAAUAUUCCUUCAGAGAAAGCGGAUUGGCUUCCUUCUGUGAUGUCAGGUAGACCUAUCCAACCUGCUUAUGUGCCUUUCCCCCCUUCACCAGGGGCAGGAUUGUGGGUAGGCAGCUCCGACGUGGACCACAACUUAGGACCUCAUUCAACGAUCUCCAAGAUUUCUUGGGUCGAUGUGGAUCUAAAAAAUCUGACUUAUUCUUUUCUUUUCUUUUUUCCAAUGAGUUCUUAUCUUUGUCGUAUUCUUGGAUAGGUUAAAAAAAAAAAACAAGUACUCCGUCUAUAUAUACAUGUUACUAUCUGACAGCAUGGAAGAUGAUAGACCGUAGUAAUGACCAUAAAGUCAGGACAAGAAGAGACAAUGGAGAUGAUUAUGGAGGGCUUCAUCAACAGAGAAGGAGGAAAUGUUCUGACAGGAUGGGAUUUGAAACAGCAGUUGCUUGUGAAGGUAGACGAGUCAUGGCUACGAAAACGAUCAGUACAACUAGAUUGCAGGAUAAGUGAGAUUCUUUGAGAAAUUUAGUCAAAAGAUGGAAGUUUGAAUGGCGGAUGGCUAGGUUAUUCUCAGCUAGAGGAACCUGUAGAGCAGCUAAAAAGUUGACGAAAAUUGAACUUGUAGAUUGACUUUUUAACUUUUCAGCUUUCCCUUUCCAUUUAAUGCAGUUGACUGCUCAUUGUUUUUGCCCGACAAAGAUUCUGGUAUGAACUUUUUUGUAUUUUCUUUCACAAUAACACGAGAAUCUUCUCGUUUCUGCAGGUGUAAAACUGAGAAAGAAGCGGCUCCACAGCCUGUGAGCGUCGUCUAG